Molecule: messenger RNA, 2579 nt
Organism: Amphiprion ocellaris (clown anemonefish)
Lineage: Eukaryota; Metazoa; Chordata; Actinopteri; Pomacentridae
Product: zinc finger protein ZFP2-like
Exons: 3
Coding region: 93-2153 (686 amino acids)
Biological process (GO): regulation of transcription by RNA polymerase II
Molecular function (GO): DNA-binding transcription factor activity, RNA polymerase II-specific; RNA polymerase II cis-regulatory region sequence-specific DNA binding
Source: RefSeq, a predicted model, not a curated record
UCAGUCAGACCAGUGCUAACGUCCACUGAUGUGUGGGAGUUAAACAGACGGUUGUUUUGUCGUGUCUCAGAUUAAUAUUUUAUCACUUAAAGAUGAGUUCAGUCCAGAAUCUGAGAGAGUUGAUCAACCAGCGACUAACUGCUGCUGCUGAAGAAAUAUUCACAGAGUUUGAGAAAACCAUCGUCCAGUACGAGGAGGAGAUCGAUCGUCAGCGCAGACUGCUGGAUAACAUCUGGAAACCUGAGAUAAAGUUACACACAACAGACCUUCUGCAGCAACAUGUCCAGGAGGAGAAUGUUCUUGCUGAGCAGAAUCUCUGCAACCAGGAGAGGAACUCCAGUGUGGACCAGGAUGAUCUAGAUUCUCCACAGAUGAAAGAGGAGCAGGAGGAACUGUGCACCAGUGGGGAGGGAGAGCAUCUUGCACUGAUGCAAGAGGCUAACACACUGGUUCAGUGUAAAUCCAACUGUGUAGAAAUAUCCAGAGAAAUAUUUCUUGUAUCUGAUAAACCACUCGGCCAGUUGGAUGAAGAGAUUGAUUAUCAGCCCAGGCUGCUGGAUACCAACUGGAAACCACGAAUAAUUUUACACAGAAUUGAUCACCCACAUCAAGAUAUCUGGAAAGAGAGGAACGGUCUUGCUCAUCAGCAGCUCCGUAACCAGGAGAAGAAGUUUAGUCUGGACCAGGAGGACCCAACGCCUCCACAGAUUAAAGAGGAAGAGGAGACAUUCAGCACUUGUUUGGAUCAGAAAGACCCAGAACCUUCACAGAUUAAAGAGGAACCGGAGGAAUUCUGCACCAGCCUGGACCAGAAAGACCCAGAACCUUCACAGAUUACAGAGGAACCGGAGGAAUUCUGCACCAGCCUGGACCAGAAAGACCCAGAACCUUCACAGAUUAAAGAGGAACCGGAGGAACUCUGUACCAGUCAGCAGAAAGAGCAGAUUGUACUGAAUCAAACUACUGAUACCUUUCUAUUGACUUCAGCUGAUAAGGACGGUGACCACAGUGAACUAGAACCAAACAGGGAUCAGCUCCUCUCAUACAAUUCACCAGUAGCUGAGAGCCCACAUCAGGAGGGAAGUAAGCAUGUAGACUCAGGGUCAACUAGAAAUGCAGUGCUGAAGCCAAAGAAGAGUCAUAACAGAGAGAGCAGUCACAGUAACAAUGUAGACAAGUCUUCAUUGUCAGGAAGUCACUGUGAUACAGACACAGGUAGAAAGUCUUUCAAAUGUGAUGUUUGUGGAAAGACCUUUAAGAAUAAGUACCAAAUGAAGAAACAUCACCAAAUCCACAACAGUGCAAAACCAAGUGCUGACAAUGCAUGCAGAAAAAAAUGUAAUUCACCGUCUGACUUGAAAGUCAAUUUGAUAAUUGACAAAGGUGACAAACGGUUUUCUUGUGAAACCUGUGGGAAAUGUUUCAGCAAAAAUAGUCAUCUGAAAGUCCACAUGAGAACUCACACAGGUGAGAAGCCAUAUUUUUGUGAAAGAUGUGGGAAACGUUUCAAUAGAAAUAGUACUCUUACUGUCCACAUGAGAACACACACAGGUGAGAAGGCAUAUUUUUGUGAAAGAUGUGGGAAACGUUUCAAUAGAAAUAGUACUCUUACUGUCCACAUGAGAACACACACAGGUGAGAAGCCAUAUUUUUGUGAAAGAUGUGGGAAACAUUUCAAUAGAAAUAGUAAUCUUACUGUCCACAUGAAAACACACACUGGUGAGAAGCCAUAUUUUUGUGAAAGAUGUGGGAAAGGUUUUCGUGAACAUGGUAUGCUGACCAUCCACAUGAGAACUCACACAGGUGAGAAGCCAUAUUUUUGUGAAAGAUGUGGGAAAAGUUUUCGUGAACGUGGUAAGCUGACCAUCCACAUGAGAACUCACACAGGUGAGAAGCCAUAUUUUUGUGAGAGAUGUGGAAAAACUUUCAUUCAAAAUAAAGACUUGUUGUCCCACAUUAGAACUCACACAGGUGAGAAGCCAUAUUCUUGUAAAACCUGUGGAAAAAGUUUCAGGCAAGGCAGUCAUCUGAUUAGUCACAUGAGAACUCACACAGGUGAGAAGCCGUAUUCUUGUAAAACCUGCGGAAAAAGUUUCAGUCAACGUAGUAAUCUGACUGGCCACAUGAGAACUCACACAGGUGAAAAGCUGUAGUCCUGGAACAACAAUGGGAAGAAAGCUUCAAAAAACAUGCAUUCAUUCACAUCGUUCAGAGUAAAAGUUUUGUUGAUUCUGUGAGUUUAUUGUCUGUCAAACUGUGACACAUGGUUCUUUUAAAAUCUGUCAAACUCUCCAAUACAUGAUGACUUUUACAGAAGCAUGAUGCAUUUAUGCAAGAAAGACAAUUGGAGACAUCAUACUUCUGAGGAACGACCAAAUAGUUAAUUUAAUGUUGGUUAUCAAUUUCUGCAAGAGCCAAGUGGAAGGGGAUGAUGUUGGUCUGAUGUAAUGUAGUGAAAAUGAGUUCACACAUGAAUGUAACUUUUGAUUUAAUUACUCAUGUAAACUCAUGUUAAAUUCAUGUGAAUGUAAAUUGGUGGGUCUUUGUAAAAAUAAAUAAAUACAUAAAUUGCAUUUGAA